Molecule: messenger RNA, 1240 nt
Organism: Populus nigra (black poplar)
Lineage: Eukaryota; Viridiplantae; Streptophyta; Magnoliopsida; Malpighiales; Salicaceae
Product: protein SAWADEE HOMEODOMAIN HOMOLOG 1-like
Exons: 9
Coding region: 291-1037 (248 amino acids)
Molecular function (GO): chromatin binding
Source: RefSeq, a predicted model, not a curated record
CGAAUCAUCUCCGGGACAGAUACGACAACCAAGAACAAAACGAGACCAAACACUAAAAAGGCGCUUAAACAGUUUCCUUUAAAGCUGGAAAGCACAGUACAAACCUCUGCUUUCUCUGAAAUUAAACCGAACAAGCACCAAAAAAAACCUUCUUUUCCCUGUUUAGCUAUCGACACAGGUCUCCAAAUUCCACGCAAUUUUAGAGGAAAGGGAAAGCAAAACAACUUUCUUAAUUGUCAAAAAGCUAGGGUUUAAGUCUUUUUUUUUUUUUUUUACGUGUUGAUAGAAUUAUGGAUCGUCUCCGCCGAAGACAGAGACCGGUGUUCUCUGGGUUCACAACGGCUGAGAUAGAGAAGAUGGAGAGAUUGCUAAAGGAAUCAGACCAACAACUGGACAAGGAGUUCUUUCAGAAAGUUGCCAGGAGAUUUAGCUCCUCUGCUGCCCGGGCUGGGAAACCUGUUGUUAAAUGGACUGAGGUACAAAGUUGGUUCAGAACUAGGCAGCAGGAUUGCCUGUCCAAAGUUGCAUCUUCAACUGAUGCUUCAAAUCAUGAUUCUCCACUCCCGAAUUCUAAUUCUUUUAAUAAGACAAAAGAAAGUUCUCGAAUUCCUGAAGGAGAAACAAUCCCAGAUUUGUCAGAGUUGAAAUUUGAGGCAAGGUCAUCAAAAGAUGGGGCGUGGUAUGAUGUUGACAUGUUCCUCUCUCAUAGAAUUCUUGCAUCUGGGGAUGCUGAAGUUCGUGUUAGAUUUGUUGGAUUUGGGGCUGAGGAGGAUGAGUGGGUCAAUGUAAAAAAUGCAGUGCGAGAACGUUCAAUUCCUCUUGAGCAUUCAGAAUGCCACAAAUUGAAGGUCGGAGAUUUAGUGUGCUGCUUUCAGGAAAGAAGGGACCAGGCACAAUACUUUGACGCCCACAUUGUCGGCAUUCAAAGGAAAACGCAUGACAUUAGAGGUUGCCGGUGCCUUUUCUUGGUUCGAUAUGAUCAUGACAACACUGAGGAAAGAGUCCGUUUGAGGAGGUUAUGUUGCAGGCCGGCAUAAUAGAUCUUCUGUGAUAAUCUAAUUUUUCAGCUCACUUCUUUUUGUCCUUCAUUCAUAUCAAGGCUUGGUAGGGAGGGUACUUAAUCUAUGAAUAUACGUUAUAAAUAUCUCGGGAAAGCUCAAGUCAGAUUGAUUGCUCUAACCCAGCCUGUUUCUGACAAUACAAUUUUAAUCGUUGUAUUCAUUUCGUAAGCUUUCCUCAA